UUGGGACUCAGACCUAGAGCAGCACACACAGAAACACAACCACCCACUGUAUUCAGAUUAGACUGAGAGAAGACAAAUAACCUCUACAUCACACAGAAAGGAAGACAAAGGGCUGUCCAGUUUCACUCAGAUCCACAGACAAACCAACGCCAACCGGAUCUAAGAUGGUGUCGGCUGGGCUACAGAUGCUGGGCACUGCCCUUGGGAUCAUAGGCUGGAUUGGGACCAUCAUUGUUUGUGCCAUGCCCAUGUGGAGGGUCACCGCCUUCAUCGGCAGUAACAUAGUCACCUCGCAGACCUCCUGGGAGGGUAUCUGGAUGAGCUGCGUGGUCCAGAGCACGGGCCAGAUGCAGUGUAAGGUCUACGACUCCAUGCUGGCCUUGAGCUCUGACCUACAGGCCGCCAGAGCUCUGACCAUCAUUGCCAUCCUCGCCGGCAUUAUUGCCAUUCUGCUGGCCGUAGCCGGGGGCAAGUGCACUAACUGUGUGGAUAACGAGGCGUCCAAGGCUAAAGUGGGUGUGGCAUCCGGGGUGGUGUUCAUCAUUGCCGGAGUUCUGUGCCUGAUCCCUGUCUGCUGGACGGCCCACAGCAUCAUCCAGGACUUCUACAACCCGCUCCUGGUAAGCGCUCAGAAGAGGGAGCUGGGGGGGGCACUCUACGUGGGCUGGGGGGCCGCUGCCCUGCUGCUGAUUGGAGGGGGUUUGCUCUGCUGCAACUGCCCCAAGAAGGAUGAGGGUUCCUACACCGCCAAGUACAACAAGGCUCCUCGCUCUGAGACCUCAGCAACGUCCACUGGAAAGGACUUUGUCUGAGUGAGGAAAAGAGAGAAGAGAGGGAGGGAGUGAAGAAAGGAAGAUACGUCUGUUUGCCAUGAGAGACUGUCUGAUCUAGCUGUGUAUAUGUGUAUUCUGAGUCACUAUGGUGCUUCUGUAUUACAAAGGUUUGAGGACGAUAUUUAUUGGUGAUGAGCGAAGAAAAGAACCACAGUGACUAAAGAUUCCAUGUAACUUAACAUUGAAAGAGAAUCACACCCAAAGAGGAACUGAAUUCCUUUAAACCAACCCCAUGUAGUCUGCAGUUUUGUGUGUUUUGUAUGUAUUUUUGUGUAAAUAUGUGUGUGUGUGCCUUUACACCUUUUGGCAGUGUGUUUUGUUAAUUGUUUUAUCCCAGCCAUGUUUGUUACAGUUGUACAUUAUUAUUUAUACAUGUUAUUGUUAAAGGGAUACUUUGGGAUUUUGGCAAUGAGGCCUUUUAUCUACCUCCCCAAAUUCAUAUGAACUUGUCUCUGCGUGUGAUUUGAAGGAAGUUGCUAACUAGUGCUAGUGCAAUUGCUAACUAGCUUUAGCGCAAUGACUGAAAGAAUAUGAGUAUCUGAUAGCAUGCGAGCAGAUACACACAGACUUCCAUGAAUUGAGCUAACACUAGUUGUUAUUGGCUGUGGAAGCCUCUAACUUCCUUCAUACUGUACACACAGAGACAGAAAAUGGUAUCUUUGAUUUCAUCUGACUCUGGAUAAGUAGAUUUAAGGGCUAAAGAUAAAGUUUCCCUUUAAUAUUUUAAUUUGUAUUCAUCUUUUUUAAAACACGUAUGAGUUACAGUAAAUGGUUUUGAAACUAAAUAAAUAUUUUUCAAAUGAA
This is a messenger RNA of Oncorhynchus kisutch (coho salmon), 1637 nucleotides long. RefSeq names its product claudin-4. Lineage: Eukaryota; Metazoa; Chordata; Actinopteri; Salmoniformes; Salmonidae. Gene Ontology annotation, cellular component: bicellular tight junction; membrane. The record is from RefSeq and is a predicted model, not a curated record. Gene Ontology annotation, molecular function: structural molecule activity. The transcript has a single exon. The coding region runs from base 165 to 812 and encodes 215 amino acids.